This is a messenger RNA of Acaromyces ingoldii, 2745 nucleotides long. RefSeq lists its product as hypothetical. NCBI's taxonomy places the organism in Eukaryota, Fungi, Basidiomycota, Exobasidiomycetes, Exobasidiales, Cryptobasidiaceae. The coding region runs from base 1 to 2745 and encodes 914 amino acids. The transcript has 7 exons. The record is from RefSeq and is a predicted model, not a curated record.
AUGGCAACGGCGGUGCUCGCAGAUGGAGCAGCGAGCACGACGACGCGAGUGUAUCAGGAUGAUACAGUCAAGAGGCGUGGCAGCGACGAGGUGGGACUCGCGGUGAGGUGCUGGUACAGUGAAGAGGAGGGUCACUACCCCGAGGUCGAACAAGACAGCUUGGAGAGGCCGCUCAAGCAAGGCGAGAUUGGGGUUAUCUUUCCGGCCAGUCACAAGAGAGAGAUUUUGGAUGAGGCCGACCUCGAGGUGUGCGAUCGCGCUUUUCAACUGGGAGAUGUCUGCAAGAGAUCCCUCACCGCGACAUUGUCGGCCGUCAUCGUGGGCUUCUCGAUGGAGCUGGAACUGGAGCAUGCGCUGACGGGGCAAAGGCUACCUGUCAAGAUCCCUGCGACUGAAGUUGUAAACGCCAUCAGGAUCAACGCGGGGGAUCACGUCAUUCAUGGGAAUUGGGUUGGCUACGUCGAGGAGGUAUUCGAGGAGGCUCUCGUCGAGACAGACGGCUCUCAGGAACUCGUGCGGGUGUGCGACAUUGGGCAUAGCCUGAGUGUUGGAGCCGUGCCCAACGACCUCGCCUCGCGAAAUAGCCUCUGGAUGUCAGUCUUCAAUUGGGAACAGGAACACAGCAAAAGGAUCGUCGACGUCCGGCAGAUUCUCGUCUGCGUCAAUUGGCUGGCCAUCAACCAGAAGCUGACCCCCGCCGAGCAAGAGGGUCUCAAGCGACCAAAGCGAUUCUGGACCGACCUCGAUAAGUUGACAAAUCUUGGGGUGCUGGGAGAUCGGGCCCAUCUCUCCGGUGACAAGGUCGUCUUCCGAGAUCCUUCGAUGAUUGAAAAGUACGGACUGGAGGUUACGAAGCACGGCGUAGAGAGAUUGGAAGUCAGUGUCAUGAACGUCGUGGCGACGCACACCAAGCUGGAUCUCCUCUGGCAAGACUCGACCACCUCGACGGAAGCAGCAAAGGAUCUAGUCCCGUACGUCAACCUGGAUGAGCACGACGUCUGGGGAGGCGAUCACGUCCUGUGGAAGGGGGAAGGGGGGCAACAGAGGGGUGCCGUUGUCCAGAGCAUGGACCCAGUCGAGAGAACCGCCGUCAUCAAGUACUACGACUCGGACGAGGUGGAGACAAUCCCGGUCCUUGAGCUCGACGUCCAAGGUCCGGAUCCUGUCACGUUUGGUGUGCAUCGGGGCGACACCGUCCUGCUCUCGACGGAGGACACCGCUUUCGAGGCACCAACACUGGGGCGGAUAGGCGAGUCGGAGGAGUUGCCGCAUCCAGACGAUCUGCGCGAGGACAUGAGCAAGAGGGGAAUGGCCUUUGCAGCACACUACCAACGCGCAACUCCCCAAGUCAUGCCCCGAUCAGCAGCCGAAGCGAGCGAAAUUGACUGGUUUGGCACCGUUGUCGCUCUGGAGCGCGAUGGUGGCGUCGUGGUCGAGUUGCCAGACGGACGCAGGACGCUAACAUCGAUCACUAAGCUAACGCUCUUGGCCAGAGAUGAGGGCGAAGACGACUGGGCCGAUGGCUCCGAGUCCUACACGGACCAUGAGGGGAGUGCUGGGAAUAGUGACGCUGCCUGGAUGACCGAGGAGGGUGUCGAGGCAGAAAAGGGCGACUGGGACGAUGACUGGGAGGACAUGAGCGAGACAGGAAAUGUCCCGCCGGAGGAUGGCGACGUGGAGAUGGCUUCGGCUCAAGAGACCAAGGAGCCCGAGGUUGUUGCCGUCGCAGCGCAGGGGGAGGGCGCCACCGUCAAUGCGGAAGCAGAAGCACCGACGAGCAGCGACAGCCACGCCAAUGGCGGAACCAACGGCACAGCGACACCCAGCCAAGGCGAGCUGCCUCGACACAGCGGUGCAGAUAUGCCUACCGACGAUGCCCGGUGGCCUCUCUUCGAGAUCAAAGAGACCGCGCCGGACGACCAUGCAUUUAUCGGCGAGACCAACGAUGGAGCGCCAGCCAAGGCCUUUUACUCGCGCUUGCAAAAGGAGUUCAGAGCACUUCAGUCGAGCUUGCCAGACUCGAUUCUCGUCCGGGCGUACGAGGACCGUACGGACCUUUUGCGGGCCAUCAUCAUUGGCAGCGAAGGGACUCCCUACGAGGAUGCACCUUUUCUCAUCGAUCUUCGCCUCAAGCCCAGCUACCCACACGAGCCUCCUGUUGCGCACUUUCACAGCUGGACAAACGGAAACGGAAGGGUGAGCCCAAACCUGUACGAAGAGGGCAAGAUCUGUCUGAGCGUUCUCAACACAUGGAGCGGGGAAAAGUCCGAGAGCUGGAACCCUGCAAAGAGCAGUUUGCUGCAGGUUCUCGUCUCGAUCCUCGGCCUUGUCCUGGUGCGAGAUCCAUACUACACAGAGCCCGCUUUCGAGAGAUUAGCAGGGACCGAAGAGGGCAGAUUGAAUGCCGCCUACUAUGCCGAAAGGGCGUACGUCCUCUCGAGGGGCUUCAUCAGGAGAGCGCUCGAGCACCCCGUUCCGGGUUUUGAAGAGGAGCUCAAGUUCUUCUACCUCGGUGGCGGUGCCGGCGAUGAUGGGCAUAAGGGCAGACUAGAAAGGGUUCUGGCUAGGGGCCAUGCGCUCAUGGCUAGCUCCUCUUCGGACACGACAUCAGCGGAAGGCACAGAGGCAAAAGGGGGGAUAGAUCGGCCCGAAGCGGUGCAACGGCUGAGCGGAGGCGGCGCCAUCCUCCUCAAGAGGACGCUGGAUAGACUUGAAAAAUUGGCCGACAGCGGCAAAACUUCUUAA